AGAGACCCGCUCAUCGGAAUUGUUGGCAAGCCGUCGAGCGGUAAGUCGACGACGUUGAACUCGCUGACCGACGCAAACGCCAAGAUCGGCGCGUUUCCGUUCACGACGAUAGACCCAAAUCGCGCAACAGGGUAUCUCCAGGUGGACUGUGCGUGUGCGCGAUUCGGGAAGCAGGACCUGUGCAAGCCGAAUUACGGAUGGUGUUCUGGUGGGAAACGACAUGUGCCUGUUGAGCUUCUUGACGUGGCGGGGCUGAUUCCCGGUGCGUCGCAGGGACUCGGGCUGGGAAACAAGUUCCUCGACGACCUGCGCCACGCCGACGCCCUGAUCCACGUCGUCGACGUUUCUGGGACGACCGACGCAGAGGGCAAGGCCACGCGCGGAUACGACCCUGUGCAGGACGUGGAGUGGCUGCAGGACGAAAUCCGGCUGUGGAUCGAAAAUAACCUGAAAAAAAGAUGGGGGUCGAUUGUAAGAAGACACACGGCCACCAAGUCGUCGAUCGUCGACACGUUGCAGGCGCAGUUUGGCGGAUAUGGUGCCACAGCAAGCCUGGUAGCCAAGGCCGUCGAUUCGAUACCAAACCUCCCCCCCUUGGAGCAAUGGGACGAACAUUGGAUCACCACCGUGGUGCGGCACUUCAUGAACGUCAAGUUCCCGACGGUGUUGGCGCUGAACAAGAUCGACCAUCCCGACGCAGAUAAGAACGUGAGCAAGAUCCUGCUGAAAUACCCCGACUCCAAGGCAGUGCUCACCAGCGCCGUGACAGAGGUGUUUCUGCGUCGACUGGCCAAGCAAAAUUACAUCCGGUACGAGGAGGGAACAGAAUUUAUAGACACGCUUGAGGAUCUGGGCCCGGACAGUGGGCUGAGGCCGCUGGACGAGAAAUUAAUGCAGCGGAUUGAGAACAUCAGGGACCUGGUGCUGUUCCGUUUUGGCUCUACAGGUGUGGUCCAGGUGUUGCAGGAAGCAGUGAAAAUAUUGGACCUGGUGCCCGUUUUCACGGUCAGAAACAUACAGACGUUUACGGGCAGCUCGGGCAACCACGUGUUCAGAGAUUGCACGUUGGUCAAGAAGGGCACUAGCGUCGGCAAGGUAGCAAGACAGAUCAUGGGCGAGGUGACGAUUGCGGCGAUCGAGGGCGUCGAAGGCAAACGCAUCAGCGUCGACGACACCGUCGACGUCGGAAAAAACGACAUCCUGUCGUUCAAAGUGGUUCCUGGGGGCCUCACGACGUCGUCAUAGAUAGAGUAGCAUGAAGCGAGAGACACAUCCGUACACCGCCAGGACAGCGGCUGCUCGGGUUCCGCACAAGAGUAAAAUUUUCACAAAACUCGUCAGCAGACACCAGCACGCCCCGCACCUUGUGGAAAUUUCUAGCAAACAUCAUUUCCCUUUUUGUUUUCCCAAAGUAUCUGUUGCUAAACGAGGCUUGUAUUUCUACGUUUGAGGCUGCCAACGACGUAUAUCUUCCCGUUCAUAUACUACCGUUCUUGAUACCGACCCCAGUUUGUUCCCUUCUGCGCCCACUAAUUGGAGCCUAAGAGCACAAGCAUCAAGCAGACGCAAUUUUCAAGGUAAGACAAGGCCGGGUAGCCCAAACACAGGUGUAUGUCUAAAGCCUUCCCAAGAAACCCUGACCUCUCAUCCACAUAUCCAUGGGCGCUUUCCGACCAAGCGUGAACCCCGGCGAGGUUGUUGAUCAAUUGCACGGCUCGCCACAGAUCGAAGAAAUCACAGACAAGUCUGGAGGCAACCAGAUUGAUUCCAACAUCCCAAACCUCACGGACAAUGAACUUUUGGAUCCAAUUUCCACCACCACGGGCACGACUCCCACAAACAACACGUCGAAUGGUUUAUACCCUUUUCCUACAUCAGAUGUGCCCUCUUUGGGCGAUGAUUCCAACACCGGAGACCAUAUUGCGCAUACACCUGUCGUCACGUCACCGCAAUCGUCCAUUUCCAUCAAAUCAGAUGCACGGCAUAUUAACCCGUAUGCAAACGGUAUCAACGGAAAUAACUACUACAUGAUUUCAAGGUUCAACCCCCCUGCGUCAUUGCCGUAUUAUGAUAGUCCCCAACUAUCGUCUGGAACGACCAAUUCGAACGUGAAAUCUUUGCAAUUCAAGAAACCCAAACCGAAGAAGCUUCAAAACCAGAUGUCCGGACCUCCAAAACGGCCCGCUUUUGUCAUGAAGUUAUGGAACAUGGUCAAUGAUCCUUCCAACUCCAAAUACAUCUCGUGGCUACCUGACGGAAAGGCCUUCCAGGUGAGCGACAGAGAGAGCUUCAUGAGACAUGUGUUGCCCAAGUACUUCAAACACAAUAACUUUGCUUCCUUUGUGAGACAGCUGAACAUGUAUGGCUGGCACAAAAUUCAGGAUGUCAACUCAGGGUCCCUUGUUCAAGGUGAAGAAGUUUGGCAAUUUGAGAAUCCAAAUUUCAUCAGGGGCAAGGAGAAUCUGUUGGAUAACAUUGUCAGAAACCGGUCUUCCAAAGAGGAGGACGACGACAUCGACAUCAAUACCUUGCUGAUGGAGUUGGAGUCGAUGAAACAGAAACAGAGGAUGAUUGCUGACGACCUGAGUAGACUCGUUCAGGACAACGAGCUACUAUGGAAAGAGAAUUACAUGGCUAGAGAAAGACACAAGGCUCAAUCGGAAACUCUUGACAAGAUCUUGCGAUUUCUUGUCACCUUGUAUGGUGGGUCGUCCAAGUUUCUGGAAAGUGCAGGAGGAGCUCCCAGCGAGUUUCUCGAGAUGGCCUCGAAAAGAGACGCACAGGAACAGCAACACCAUCCGCAUGGAUCAGAUUUCGAUAUUCAACAGCAGAUGCACCAGCAGCCUAACUCGUACUACCAGCCUCAAAAUGGGAACAGCAGGUUGAUGCUGACUCACAGAGCACAUAACAAUGGGUCCAAGUCGACCUCGAGAGAUACAUCUAGCAGCCAGAGCAUUAACAACGGUUCUGACGCCAGCGACUUACCGAUCCAGGAGAUCCGCAGAGGACCCGAGAACCAGAACAGCGAACAGCUCGACGGCUAUAAGCCGUAUCCACUCCAAGGAACGCCGCAAUUUCAACAUCCGUUACCGAACUUCCAGUCGCCUGCUUCAAUGGCCAAUUCACCACGUUCUUACUUCCCCGAGAUCAGUCCGCAAGUGCCGCAAUCUUCGGUCCCCGCCACGCCGUCCGCACUGUCCUCUGCAGCUCCUUUGCAACAAGACACAGAUACUCACAUGCCUCCUGAAUAUCUCAUGGGAAACAUCAACCAGCAGCUGAACAAGCAGCAGAGCUCGAUCCGGCAGAUAAACGACUGGAUCUCGCGGCUGGCCAGUUCAAAACUUCCUGACGAGAUCAACGCUAAUCAACAGCCACUUAUGGAUGAUUUUAGAAUGGACGAUUUUUUACUUCCGCAGACCCCGAACGGCGGUGUCGAUCCGUCUUUGAACACUGACGACAAUUUUGGUGAGAUCUACAACCCUUCUCAGCAAGAGUCCAACGAAUCCUACACAGACUCCUCGUCCUCGCGGGCCAGCACGUUUUCCAGCAAAAAGAGAAGAGACAGUUCGCCGUCCUCAGAGGACAAGAAAAGGAUCAAACAACUUUAAUACAAGUUUAAUACAUUUUAUGAGAUACAUAUUGCUAUUUACAUUUGCAAUAAUAUUUUAUGCUAGCUAGACUUUAAUAUAUCUGAUGGGUUUAAGUCCAUGUCAGUUUCUAGGGGUGGAGAGAUGAGUUUGGCCAUUUCGAUAAAAUCCUUGCUGUUCUGGUCUAAAGACGACGGAAUCGUUUGUCGAGGCCAAUGCAGUUUCUUCCACAUUUCCUGGCCGAACGCCAAGUCUUCAGGCUCCACUGCUCUGCACACAAAGUCUUGGAGCCCGUGGAUCCGAGCGUAGUUUGCCAGAAGUUUGAAAUGUCUACCUUGGAGAAAGUUCUUGUGUGCUGUGUUGUGCGUGAGAAUAUGCACCAUGUACCGCGUGAGUUGCGGCCAGUGCUCGAAAAAUGUACAUUUAGUCAAAUAUUUGUCAAUGAGCUCGUAUGCAAGGAUGUGGCUCGCUUUCACUUUGAAUUGAUAUUGGAACUUGUGGCAGAACGCAACGCAGUUGUAGAUCUCGUUUCUGUUGAGGAAGUAUGUGUUGAAAGCCGAGAAAGUUCCUAAAUUGACCCGGGCCCGAUUGGACAUGUGCAUACCGUGCACCAGCUUGAACGCUUCGGAAACGUGGUCCUCGUUCAGACACGCGCGACAGAGCUUGUUCAUCAGAUAGGUGUCGAUGUUGUCGAGAUUAUAGCCGUUUUUUUCGUAGAAUUCAAUCAGCUCGUCGUAUCCGCACGUUGUGGACAUGCUGUGGACUGCGCUCCGAAAAACCGGUUCCUGGUCGAUGCCGUACUCAGGCAUCAGUUCCAGCAGCUCGAACCGUUUCGAGUUUGUUCGGAGCGCACGGAAGAGAUAGUACCACGUGUUGGCGUUUGCGUUGACCCCUUGUUGUUUGAGUUUUUGGAGUCGCUCAAUUUUGUCCUCGUAGGUGGUUUUAGCCAUUGAAAACGCCAUCAUCACGUUGUGGAAGUCAAUGUCACGUUUAAACGCCGUGGACUCCUCCAUGCGGUCCAUCGUCUGUUCUGCCGCAGGGUCGUCUAAAUAGAAAUGCAGGUCUUGCACGAUGUCCAGAUAAGACUGUUUGGAGAGCAGGUCUGGUGUCGAAUCGACUAUCCGCGUCAGCAGUUCCUUGAUCAGCUUAUGAGUCCCGGGGGCAUACGUAUAGUUGGUUAGCUCAUGGACGUACGUGUUGACGGUCUCCUUGUUCAUCUCGGGCACACGUGGCAAAAUCGACCGUUUCGACCGGUGUGCGGCCUCCUUGUAGGGAAACUUCGAUUUGGGCACCGGCUUGGGACUGAUGCUUUUCAAAAGCUCAAUCACGCGGUAUUCCUGGUCAUACUGUUGGGGGUUGGAGGUGAGCGGCAGGGCUUCGUUCCGCAGACAAGAAAGUGUGCCGAAUCGACGAUAACGAACGG
This is a messenger RNA of Ogataea polymorpha, 5010 nucleotides long. RefSeq lists its product as uncharacterized. The coding region runs from base 1659 to 3608 and encodes 649 amino acids. Gene Ontology annotation, molecular function: sequence-specific DNA binding; DNA-binding transcription factor activity. NCBI's taxonomy places the organism in Eukaryota, Fungi, Ascomycota, Pichiomycetes, Pichiales, Pichiaceae. The transcript has a single exon. The record is from RefSeq and is a predicted model, not a curated record. Gene Ontology annotation, biological process: regulation of DNA-templated transcription.